CGGUCGUGUGUCGGUGCAGAUCAACGGCAACGCGGGAGAGUGGCUGUGUGUGUGUGCUGAGCGAUGAACGAUAAUCUGCUUAAAAUGUGCCCCUCGGGCUUUGCGAUGGUUUUGUGUGGCGUACUGUACGCCGCACUGUGUUCGGAUGUCUCCGAAGCCACUCCGAAGCUGGAGGUCGUCAAACAGUGGAACCUGCUGAACUUCAACUUCCCCUGGGACUACCCGGCGUCGAGCAAGCAGUUCUACAACCCGGAAAACAUCGUGGCCACCGGGCUGGAGGUAGGCUACGAUCGGAUAUUCAUCGCCACCCCGCGGCUGUUCUCGGGCGUGCCGGCCACAAUCUCCAGUGUGCCGCGUGGGACCAACGGGGACUCGCCGGUGCUGCAGGCCUACCCGGACUGGACGCACCAUCGAGCGGCCACGAAGGAGUACAACUGCACCGAGAUAGGGCUGGUGUCGGUGUACCGUAUGCGCGUCGACUCCUGUAACCGGCUGUGGGCGCUGGAUGCCGGCGUUUCGCGGUCACUGGAAGACUUCGAGGUGACCUGCCCACCGAAGAUUCUAGUGUACGAUCUGCACACCGAUCAGGUGGUGCGCCGGAUCGACUUUCCGCCGGAGGUCGUGCGGCGUGAAUCGCUCUACACAAACCUGAUCGUGGACGAGACGGGUUCGCGACCCGAGAACAACUGUGACGAUGUGUUCGUGUACAUCACGGAUACGGUGGCGCCCGGUAUCGUGGUUUAUGACAGUGGCAAGGACCUUACGUGGCGCGUCAGCCACCCGGCGAUGUACCCGGACCCGGACUUUGCCCAGUCCGCCAUCCUCGAGCACCGGUUCACGCUGAUGGACGGGAUCGUGGGGCUGGCGUUCGAUAUGGAGGCGGGAAUAGUGUACUUCCAGCCGUUGGCCACUGAUCGUAUCUUCUCGGUCACGACGGCGGCACUGCGAGCCGGACCGUUGCCGUUCGGCAAGGAGCUGCCGGUGAAGUUGGUUGGUCGCAAGUCGUCGCAGGGCAUCGGUCUAGCGGCUUCCCCGAAGGGUGGCACCAUUUUCUUCGCUCCGCUCACCGAAACGGCCGUUGCCUCGUGGAAUCCUCGGACGAACGAACAUCACAUUCUGGCCAAGGACCAGGAAAAGAUUCAGUUCGGAGCGGAUUUGCGCACUCCCGACCGUGACGGUUCUGCGCUGUACGUGUUGACGUCGAAGUUCCACCGGUUCUUCCUGAAAAAUCUCGACGCCAAUGAGUUCAACACCCGUAUCCUGCGCAUCGAUGGUGUGGCUACCCCCAGUGGACACUUGGCCGUCCGUAAUCCCCUCAAACCGACCGUGCCGUACGACACGCUGAACGGAAAUAACUACUACCACUCGUCGGUGGUGCUGCCGGUUCCGUAUAAGCCGGUCCCGCCCGGGGAGAACUAUGCUCUACCACCGGCGGCCACUACCUCAACGCCGGUCAGCGUGUUCGGAUCGGGUGGCGGCAACUUCGGGCAGAGUCUGCGUGCCAAGAAUCCAUUUGGCCUUGGGGAGAAACCUAAAUUGAAUCCAUACUUUGUCCUGAACAGUGGCGAGAAAGCGUUCCCAUCCAGAGCCCCGUUCGGGCUGAAUGGGGCCACGUUUGUGCCGAAACUCAAUCCGACCUUUAACGAUUUGAAUGUGCUGCGGUACCGGAAGAGUUUACCACUGAACGCAACGACGCCCCACUGAGAA
Molecule: messenger RNA, 1707 nt
Organism: Anopheles cruzii
Lineage: Eukaryota; Metazoa; Arthropoda; Insecta; Diptera; Culicidae
Product: major royal jelly protein 1-like
Exons: 4
Coding region: 64-1704 (546 amino acids)
Cellular component (GO): extracellular region
Source: RefSeq, a predicted model, not a curated record